Symbiodinium sp. CCMP2456 is the source of this 1014-nucleotide messenger RNA. NCBI's taxonomy places the organism in Eukaryota, Dinophyceae, Suessiales, Symbiodiniaceae. The record is from the annotation of a GenBank genome assembly.
AUGCGAGCUGUCAGACUUUGGCGGCCGCUUAACAUUGCUGCGAGAUACUCUUCGACAAGACCUGCGAUCUCUGCAGUGGCGUGUGUCGAUGGCGAGCCGCAGUCUGUUGUGGCCGCUCAAAUCAUGGCGCGCAUGUUCCAGACCGGGGACUCUGUCUGGGUGUACCGCGCGGUGAAGGCCCCGCAGGAUGCAGCAUUUCCCGAGCAAGCCAAUGCAAACGCAAAGCACCUGGCAGAGGAAGCGAAUGCCCAGAAAAGUCUUGACUCAGUGGCGGAAGUUUUCCGGCAAGCCGGACUGGAGCCGGGUGCCAUACAAACCCGGGUGCAAACAGUGAUGUCUCCGGGAGCCGCAGUCACUUCCUUUGUCGGAAAAUCCAAUGCUCACUUCGUGUCUUUGGGAUCACACGGCCCCGGGCGGGUCUUGCACAAGUCGCUUGCCAGCUAUUUGAUGCAGAGCUACUCGGACAUUCGCCUUCUGGUGUGCCCCCAGGCAGAGUGGCAGCCCGCCCAAGACGUGGGCCUCAAGUACACCGUGGUCUACGACGGCUGCUCGACGAGCCGCCAUGCCCUGGAAGUGCUUGCAAACCAUACCGGCUCCCAGGACACCGUGGAAAUCCUUCACGCCCACGUGCCGCCACCUCCGGUGCCUCGUGGCAAGUUCCGUGGGGCACCGGCAAGCACGGCCGAGGAGGAUGCGCAGCAGGCGCAGCUGCAAGCCCAAUCGCUGUUCCAAGAGGCGGAAGAAAUCCUCUCAGGAAGCGGAGGUGGCAUCAAGCAGGUGAUCGGGACCCACAUCGAGGUGCAGUCCGGCCAUUUGCUGGGAGAGAGGCUGCUGGACACGGCGACUUCGAACGGAUGCGACGUGCUCGUGGCAGGGACCAAGUGUAUGCCUGGAAUCGGGAGCCUCUUCGAGCCGCUGCUGAAGGGCAGAACCGUGCUGGGCGUCUUGAAGUCGUCACUUACGACACAUUUGCUGAACAAUGCAGUGGACAUACCUGUCCUGUACAUCAAUUGA